Argiope bruennichi is the source of this 3184-nucleotide messenger RNA. RefSeq names its product DNA-binding protein D-ETS-4-like. Gene Ontology annotation, biological process: regulation of transcription by RNA polymerase II; cell differentiation. The transcript has 5 exons. Bases 223 to 1572 code for a protein of 449 amino acids. The record is from RefSeq and is a predicted model, not a curated record. Gene Ontology annotation, molecular function: sequence-specific DNA binding; DNA-binding transcription factor activity, RNA polymerase II-specific. Gene Ontology annotation, cellular component: nucleus. Lineage: Eukaryota; Metazoa; Arthropoda; Arachnida; Araneae; Araneidae.
UUCCAAAUCGGAGAAGUACGACACAGUCAACACUUGAACCUCAACUCGUGUGUGUUCCUCACUUGAACUCUCACUGCCGUCGUGCGCGCAAGAGGUGUAGGAAAAAUUAUUCCCAUUUGGGACUGGUUUGACGUCACGGUAGACGUCACGCAAGUUGGGCUAAGUUGUAUUGCUACUUACCGAAGUUAACUUCAGUUGCCUCAGUACCUGCGGACGAAGAACAUGCAGAGGAUUGCUUCUGUACAAGUGGAAACGAGGCCCCAGUUAGUUCCAAAUCCUGGAAGUCCGCUGUCCCUCGAAAACAUAUACAUGGCAGACAUCGAGAGCUGGCUCUGCGACAACACCACACUUCUCAGGAAUACCACCAACGGCUAUUCUCCUGUAUCGAUGGAUUCGAUGCAGAAGAUGAAUGUCUACCACAAUUCUGUCCAUGUGAACAUCCCUUCCCCAUCUUCAGGGAUGUGCUCAGCAGCUGAAAGUCCGACGCUGUAUGACAGCCCUCCUGGAAAAUGCUACAAUGGGCCUCCACCCUAUGUCCAGAUUAAGCAGGAGAUAGAUGAAGAUUACCAAUGCUCUGGGAUGCGCAUGGGUCCUGUCCCAACCACUGCUAUGGAUUCAACCUUAAAUGUGAAGAGAGAAGAAGAGGAGGAUGGACUGACUGAAAGAAUGGAGCAGUUGAGAAAUUUAGCCGUUGAGCAAGCUGCACAAGAAAUACACAGCGCUUGUAACCAGUUGAGAAUCAGCCCUGAUCCAGCCUUGUGGAGUGUGGAUGACGCAAAAGCUUGGUUAUUAUGGAUACUAAAUCAGUACAACAUGAACACGGAUGUUCUACAACAUUUCAACGUUGAUGGCUUGGGUUUAUCAGCACUUUCGGAAGCCUAUUUCAGACAAAAAGUACCAAAUGGCGGAGAUCUCAUAUAUGCCCAAUUGGACAUCUGGAAAACAGCCGCCAGUCUUCAACGACAUAACAAUCUUAUAUCUCAACAACAACAACAACCUCAACAGAGUCUGUUAACUUUCCGACCUGAAGACAGCAUGCUGGACAUGAGCAGUAUUCUAGAUCAGUGGCCGGCAUACCAACCCCACCAACGCAUGUCACCCCCGGCUGGAUCCAGGGGCGGUAGCAUGGUGGUUGCCCCUGACAGUAGUAGUUCAGUUGCAUCACCUGAAGGAAGCCACGAUUUUAGCAGCGAAGGAAUGCAAAGUGAUGAUGAAAUCAGUGAUGAAUCAUGCGACGUUGAGCGUUGCGGUACCAAUAGAGGCGGCCCCUCUGGUAGUGGCCGUCCUGGUUCCCACUCCCACAUUCAUCUCUGGCAAUUUCUGAAGGAGCUUCUGUGUCAGCCCCAGUUGUAUGGCAGCUGCAUUAGAUGGCUGGACAGACAAAAGGGCAUUUUCAAGAUCGAAGAUUCUGUCAGGGUAGCUCGACUUUGGGGUAAAAGGAAGAACAGGCCAGCCAUGAAUUACGACAAGCUGAGCAGGUCCAUACGCCAAUAUUACAAAAAAGGCAUCAUGAAGAAAACAGAACGGUCCCAGAGGUUGGUCUACCAGUUCUGUCAUCCGUACCAUCUCUAACCGAGACAGUUGGUUAACAGACCAGAUUUGCUUGUAGCUGGUCUACAGCAAAAUCUCGUUUGCCACAUCUCAGCCAUGUAUCAUAGACUCUUGACUCUGUAAAUGCUUCAUUUUUUGUAUUAAUUUUAUAUAUAUAUAUAUAUUAUGAUUUUGAAUGUAAUAUCUCGGUUGCCAGAAGCUGGACUUUUGGAAUCGAUUGAAAUAUGCGCAGCGUGGGGUCACGGGACUGGGAAGGUAUGAUUCCUUGUCGCCCUAGCCACAGCCCCAUGAAAAGUCACAACAUCGACUGUUGCUUCAUCUUUUUAUCGUUUUUUCUCCUUCACAAUGUGGCUAAUUUAUUGGGCAUUGCAAUUAAUUGUCCGCUGAACCAGUUGAGUCUGGAGAUUUCUGGAUUCCUGGUAGGACUCGCAAUGACCCGAUGAAGGUUGGUCCUAUAUAUCAGUGAUAUAUCACUUGUAUGUUCUAAGAACACCCAACAUGGAGGCGGUAUUUAGCCUCCGCAAUGUAUGUUUAUUAUGUUUACCUGAUAUAUAAUUUUUGUAGUAUAUAUCUAAAGAAUGAUGGAUUCUUCAUGGAUUUUUCUCGCAUCACCUGCGCCGCCUGGUGCGGUUUCGGUGAGCUAAAUCUUAUACUCUGAAAGCUUCUUUCUAACUUUUUCUUGGCCCAUCUAUGUUCAAUCAUAAAUGGUGCCAAUGGUUAAUUGCUUCGGGUCUUGGAGUGCCUAUACUACUAUCAUAAGCAGUUUAGAAUACUGUAUAUAAAUUGACUAUUACUGAAUUAGACAAUGAGACUUCUCAAAAUUUUAUGGCUAAACUUUUAUCAAACCAUUGUGGUUAAUUAUUUUCAUUGGUUUACUAUAACAGCUGUUUUGAACGAAAUUGGCCAAUGUCUUAUUACCAUUCAAUUUGAAAAGAAAUCAAUUUUUUUUCUAAGUUUUUUAUAACCACGCAAAAUCUCUUCAAUCUUUGUCUUGAGGACAAAGAUUUGAAUAUUGAGAUAUUAAAAUUCGAACAUUUACGAGAAUAUUUUGCACUCCUCGUUUAUUUUUCAUAAUUAAUCUUCCAGUUCAGAGUAUUUUUAACUCGGAGUUAAAUAACAAUUUAACCUGCAAAAUAUAUUGCACCAAAAUAAGAGUCAGUCCAUGAUGAAUCACACUGAAACCAAACGAUUCUAUCUUGUUCAUAAAUCUUUGUUGACAAACGAUUUCCAAUGUUUUUUUAAUUAUGAUUUUGAGCAUAGAAAAUUGAAAUGUGUACUAAAUACAAACACUGUGUUGAUUUAUGAUAAAAAAAAUUUAUGUUUAAAUUUUUUCGAAAUAAAAAAAAUUGUUUAAAAGUAUUUUUUUAUUUAUAUAAACUGUCUAUGUUAGUAAUGUAGCUACUUAUUUAGUCCUUUUCUGCUUUUUACUUAUCUUAUAAUGAACUUAUUUGGGAUCUAUUGUACAUAUUUUGGUCUUAGUUUAAAGUAGUGGUCUGACAAAUUUUCCUUGAUGAAAAUGAUAGGGUUUAGAUUUACAAUUUAACACUGUUUUUUAUUUCUUCAGAUUUUUCCUUUACUAUAAUUGUGUAUUUCUGAGUGCAAAAAUGAAUUAAUAAAGAGUCAUGGAUUUAAA